AUGGAUUCAUAUGAUGAACAUGCUGAUCAAAGAGAAUUGGCAAUAAUUAUACACGAACAAGAAAAUCAGCAUGAUGGACGUUUACGAAUAGAAUCAAGAUCUUCUUCGACUUCGGAUGUAACAACAAUCGAUGAAAAUGAUGUUGCAUGUGAGAUUGAAAUUCAUCCACAACCAUUGGAUCAUUGGGUAGAAGAUUCUUAUGCCACAGUCGUUCGUCAUACACCUGUGGUUACACCUACUAUAGUUACUCCUGUAAACACUGCAAAUCAUAAUACAGAAAUGGACAAUUUGAUUCAAGAGAAUUUAGAAGUUUAUAAUCCUCAUGAAGAAUAUGCAAAAAAGCAAUUUGAUUCUAAAUUAGGUAUUGGUUAUAAUUAUUACAAUGAAUUCGCCGAAAUAGAAGAAUUUGAAGAUAUGAACGAUGGAUCAAAUAAUCAAUUACCUAGUGAAACUCGUCUACGAACCAUACCACUAGAACGAUUUAUUACUGAAGAACCACAUAUACACGUAGAGAAUUUAAAACAGCAAUCUCAGACGAUGCAAAAUUAUUGCGAUUCUGAAAGUUUAGUUAAAAUGAAUGUUGUACCCGAUGAUAAUUUAGAGGAUCGUACAAGAUGGCGUACUUGUCCAUCUUUGAUAGGUUCCAAAAUGGACACAAAUAUUGACAUGAGUAGUACGUCGAUGACGCUUCCAACGAGAGAAUCAGUUGAACAACCAAGGUGUCAUGUUUGUGCAGAAGUGGUCUAUCCUUUAGAAGCUUUACAGACUAUUGGUCGAGUUUAUCAUAAGACCUGUUUCAAGUGUCAUCAAUGUCACCGUGUUCUGAGCUUGGGCAAAUAUAGUGUAUGGGAAGGCAAUCCAUAUUGUGAGCCACAUUAUCUUGUAUUGUUCAAGGCGUUUGGACAGUAUAACAGUAAUUUAACAAAAACUCCAACAUUUGAUGCCUCAUCUCAUGUUCGACAGGAAGUUUCGAGGAUAGAACGGUCAACAUCAAAUGUAACUCAGACAUUAGUAGCCAAAUUUCAAGAAUUAGAGUCUGGAAACAACACAACUAGUAUACAAAAUUCUCUACUACAGAAUCAACCACCACAUAGAAUCUAUUUUAACUCCACUCAUACAGGACCAACCAGUGCAAAUGGUGAUGUUUUUCCAUCGUCAGGAAGUGCUCGUCAAUUAGUAGAACGUUGGAAUAAAAUGCCUUUGGAAAAUCACCAGACUGUUGGUCGAGUUGCGCCUGAAAUAAAUGGAAGACCUCAUGUUUUAAACCAACGGAAAUUCAUUCCUGUGGAACCCAAACCGUUAACUAGAAAACCUGUCGAACAAAAACCAAAACAAUUAGUCAGUGAAUUAAAACAAAAUUUCAGUCAUAAACCUGAAGAUGAAGCUUAUAGUUCCUCAGAGUCUACUGAAAGUGCGAAAAUUGGUCAGUAUCAUAGCACAAAUGGUAAAACAAGUGAAUUUCCAACUCCGGGUAUUACACGAAAUCUGGUUGCUAAAUUUUCUGCCCUUUCUGCUGCAUCCUAA
This is a messenger RNA of Schistosoma spindalis, 1524 nucleotides long. Lineage: Eukaryota; Metazoa; Platyhelminthes; Trematoda; Strigeidida; Schistosomatidae. The record is from the annotation of a GenBank genome assembly.